AUCAUACACCGGGCGUGUUGCUUCCGCAUUGGUUUUGAAGAUAAUCACUUGGGAGAGACAUUCGUGUCGACUGGCCAGAGUCCACGAAUCGAAUAGCCAACCGGAAUACGAAUUAACCUCAUUUCGGCUGAAGACAUAGUAACAAUAUGCCUGAGACAUUCAGCUUCGGUAUAGAUCCAGUUACUACUCAUUCCUGGAACAACAAUCAUACAGAGGUUGCUGUUUCUCUAAAUAAUCAUGAGGUGAAGGUGUACAAGAAGACUGGCAUCACCUACAACAACACUGCCACCCUGAGCGAACAUGGACAGCGUGUGACUAGUAUUGAUUGGGCACCCAAAAGUAACAACAUUGUCACCUGUGGUGCUGACAGGAAUGCCUAUGUUUGGACUCUCCAGGAUGAUGGUAAAUGGAAGCCCGUCCUGGUAAUCUUAAGAAUCAACCGUGCAGCAACUUGUGUGCGCUGGUCACCAGAUGAGAACAAAUUUGCAGUUGGAAGUGGUGCUCGUAUCAUUUCCAUUUGCUACUUUGAAGAAGAUAAUAAGUGGUGGGUCAGUAAGCACAUCAAGAAGCCAAUACGAUCAACUGUUACAUGCCUUGACUGGCAUCCAAACAACAUUCUGUUGGCAGCAGGCUCCACCGAUUUUAAGGCAAGAGUUUUCUCUGGAUACAUCAAGGAUGUAGAGAAGAAACCAUCUGCCACUAGCUGGGGGUCUAAGAUGAAUCUUGGAAAUCUCAUGUGUGAAUUCUCCAAUGGUGGAGGUGGAUGGGUCCAUAGUGUGUCAUUCUCCCCUAGUGGAGAAAAGCUGGCCUGGGUAGGACAUGACGCUAGUGUGUCUGUUGCCUUGGCAGGAAAUGGUGACCAAAUUGCUGUUGUCAAAGGAAACUUCCUGCCUUUCAUGAGUCUGACUUGGGUGACUGAGAAUAGCAUGGUCUGUGUGGUAAGGACUUUUCUAUGGUCGCCAGCUGUCUCUUAUCAAAAGACCAGCUUGAUGGCUGUGAUGGCACACGAUACCAACAUCUUUUAUUGUGUAACAUAUUUAAAUAGAUUGUGGUGGAUGAAAUGGCCAUGCCUUUAUUUUCAUCUCUCCAGCAAAGUGUCUGUGUUUGCUGGGACUAAGGCUGACUGUACCAAAUUCUCUACCUCUGGAGCAGAUGGCCAGCUCAUCAUUUGGGACUUUAAAUCCCUGGAAAAGAGCAUCUCUGGCCUGAGGAUAGCAUAGACAUCUUUAUACCACAAGUCUUUCACACGGAUGUGUACCAUAAUCUUCUCAAAUCUCCACCAGUAUAUACAAGGAUGUGUACCAUAAUCUUCUCAAAUCUCCACCAGUAUAUACAAGGAUGUGUACCAUAAUUUUCUCAAAUCUCCACCAGUAUAUACAAGGAUGGGCUCAUACAAUAAACAGUAUCCGACAAAUCGCCAGUAAAUACUGGCCAUAUAUCAUUAACACAUAAGCACUACUGCAACUUUCCAUCAAAUCUGUUAUUUGUACGUUCACAGUACAAACAGCAAUUAUAUAUACAGUGUGUAAAUUGUCACCAAGCAGAUUUUCUUUGCAGAUAAGUCACCAAUAUGUCAUAUUUACAUGUAUACUUAAAAUUCAACAUACCAGUGACUUAUAUACAUGUAUAGCUGAAAUUCAACAUACCAGCGACUUAUAUACAUGUUUACUUAAAAUUCAACAUACCAGAGACUUAUAUAUAUAUAUGUAUAGCUGUAAUUCAACAUACCAGUGUGCUGUUUUGUCUUCUAAACAGUUACAUGUGAUGCAUAUUCAAGGAACCAUCUGUUUCACUACACUUCUAUUUAAUUAAGAUUUGUACUUACUAUUUCUAUAAAUGAAUUAAAGGUUUCAUUUUAAUUCUUA
Molecule: messenger RNA, 1865 nt
Organism: Pecten maximus
Lineage: Eukaryota; Metazoa; Mollusca; Bivalvia; Pectinida; Pectinidae
Product: actin-related protein 2/3 complex subunit 1A-like
Exons: 11
Coding region: 147-1220 (357 amino acids)
Biological process (GO): Arp2/3 complex-mediated actin nucleation
Cellular component (GO): Arp2/3 protein complex; actin cytoskeleton
Molecular function (GO): actin filament binding
Source: RefSeq, a predicted model, not a curated record